Molecule: messenger RNA, 3121 nt
Organism: Coregonus sp. 'balchen'
Lineage: Eukaryota; Metazoa; Chordata; Actinopteri; Salmoniformes; Salmonidae
Source: the annotation of a GenBank genome assembly
AUGCUGGGUAUGUUCCUCAUCCAGGGCAGCCCAGUAGACAUGCUGGAGAAACCCUCAAUGGACGGUAGGGUCAGGGGUUAGAACAGCCCAGUGGAGAUUCCCCUAUUGAUGGGUUAAGGGGUCAGUUCAGUUCAUCUUUAUUUAAACAGGAUGGUCCACGCCACUCAGCAAUACUUGUCCCAAUAAGGGGUUUGGGAGCCCUAACAGACCAAGCACUGACACACCUGAUUCAACUAAUCAUGGGGCUCGAUUCAAUCCGUAGCGCUGAAGAUCCGCACUGUAGUGCGAUUUAAAUGUAAAGAUGAUUUCCGAUUGAGCCGACAUAUGCAGCGUUUACAGUGAAUGCAGUCUCCGUGAACGCGGGAACAUUGCCUUUAAAUUUCUGUUGUGCUGUAGUUUGGCUCUUCAGCGCUAUGGAAUUAAUUGAGCCCAUGCAUGGUCUUCAAUUUAAACCACAAUUAUUUGAACCAGGUAUGUUAAAGCUGGUCUGGAACAAAACCUGCCCUUCAGGGCCAGAGUUGCCCAUACACCGUUUGCCAGUGAUUUAGGAACUUUAUCUUACAUACAUGUGUUGCAGCAAGUGCUCUGCUCAUUCCAAGGCUUCCAGCCGAUGUCGGUCCUGAAGAAAGAGUUUGAGGCCAUCUUCAGAAGACGUCUCUGGUGGCAGAGGAGGGCUCCAGGCUGGAGCCUCAGCUCUCAGCACACCACAUCAGCUGGUGAGAGCAGAAGCUCCUGCUCUACUUCAUGGACUGCAUUAAUUCAUCACUGUUUCCAUAACCCAAACCCAGUUGUGAUUCAUCAGUUUAAUGUUAUAACUUUACUGUGACAAUCAUACUCUGCUUUCUUGGAAUACUUAUGUUUGUGUGUGUGUGUGUGGGGGGGGGGUGUAUGUCUGCCCCUACAGGAUAUUGGAGCUUAAAGAAAUCAGUAUAAAGUCGAACAGCGACCUCACUACCAGAGGAGCUCCCUGAAGACACAAGUCCAGCCAUUACUUUUGUGUCCUAGCUAUGACAUCACACCUGACCUCCACCUGGCUGCUUCACGACACAUAACAAUGUGUUACCUACCAACCUGUGGAGAGGAGGGUCAACAUUUUAUAAAUGUUUUGAAUUUAUUUCCAACAGACCCAGACAGUGAAUAAAAAAUGAUGUUACAAGUGUAUUGGGGAAAGGUGGGUUGGGGCAGUGUGUAAACUGAGAAGUAUAGAUGGGUUAGCUGACAAUGUCACGGAAACAGUGUUGUGAUUCUGGAUGGAUAGAUAAGCUAGGAACAAUGACAAGAAACUGCGAUGUGGGGAAUCAUGACUAAUUUCAGCUAGUUUAAUCUUGUUACUGAUACCAUGUCUUGUUUUGAUGGAUUUCAUAUCAAUGCUAAUAUUGCUAAAAUUAUCUAGCUAGCAAACCAACAACUGUAACAAUGUAUUUGAGAGACAAGUGCUCAUUGUGCUAAUGUAUUUAUAUAGUUUACGCAUUGUCAACAAUCUAUGCCAACACCGUCUGUUGUGCCCAAUAGAUGCUCACACUUCUAUAAUAAGAGUCUGGUAGAAGCAGAUGGUCAAUCCAGUUCAAAAGGCAGGGUGGCGAGGUCAGAGCAGAUUCCCUACUAUCUCUUGAUUGAAGUUUCAGCGCGGCAUAUAUAGCUUGUUGCAUUUCACAAAAUGACUUUUCCACAAAAUGAUAACAAUGCUUUGCUAAAACAAAUGUUUCCAUCUUUUGAUUAUUUGUCAAAUUUGUCCACAAAGUCACUUUCACGACUGAUUUUGAAGAAAUCCAUAAGCGCGGCACAAGGUCAGUUGACAAACAACAUCCUCAAGCAACAGUUUAUCAUAAAACAAGACAUCAGGGGAGAGCGCGAACGCAGUCCCCCACAUUCAGAAAUUAUGCAAUCAAGAUUUCCACAUUUUGGAACUUCGCAUGAGUCAGCACAGCCAGAGCACAAAGGCUUGAGCCUCGCCCUGGGUGAACCGCCUUAUUGAUCACAGUAUCUCCCUUGCCAGGUAAGUAUGAGUUGUACACGUCGGUGGAGGGCAGGUCUUUCCAGUGCCAACCUUUUCGGCUGACGGUAACCACUUUUAGUUUAAUAAUAUUCCACAAAGUCACUUUCACAACUGAUUUCAAUUAUAAGCGCAGCACAAGGUCAGUUAAUGCACAACAAUCUCAAGCAACAGUUGAUCAUUAAACAAGACAUCAGGGGAGAGCACGAACGCAGUCCCCCACUACCAGAAAUUAUGCAAUCGAGAUCUCCACAUUUGGGAAAUUGGCAGAGGUCGAGUCUACAGUAGCGCAACGACUGUAGACAGUUACGCGUUCUGUUUGGUCUAGAGUAUACAGUCACUGUAGACUCUAGACCAAUCAGAACGCGUAACUGUUUACAGUCGCUUGCGUCACUUGAAAAAAAAUCUCAUUAGCAGCCUCGCAAAAAAUCGCAUUAGCCCCGUAUUUGGACCCGACUUUCGCUCAUUACUUUAUUCGUAUAUCAUUCAUUGUCUUGGGAUUUGGUGGAAGUUAUCUGAGACCCUUGGCCACUGUUACGAUCUUGCUGAGUUUACUGUCACUGUCAGUUUUGUAUGUCAAUGAAGAUGGCGAGCCCAGUAAUCCGCGUAAUCAACCCAGAUGCCCCUCCAUAUCGUCAGCAGGCCGUAUUGGUGGCGACAAAAGAGGCCCGUUACUAUCGGGAGAAAAGGAUGCUCUUUCCCAAACCUCCACAGGAGCUGCGGAACCAGGCUACAGCCUUGGGCUCAAAGCAGAAAGUCCUGUGACUCUUGUUUUAUAACUAACCAUGUAAUCUCCUGUAUUCUCACUAAUUCAGCUCACGGCUGACCCAGAUGGAUGACGCUUGCCCAAGGAGCCGUUCUUUCCUUUUUCCCGUCAAACAUCAUUGUUCCAUAUUAUACGACAUGGCCAUUCAGGGCCUGACCCAGAAGGCUGACAUUCCCAGUUUACAACACUCCUCCUCUUCGGCGGCGAGCCAUGCACUUAUGGUCUCAAACAUCCUCAAGAGCGUUGAAUUGAGUGAGCUGCACCCAGCACAGACCGGGUCAGUGGGAGUUUCUGCACAGACCAUAGAAGAUAGACUGACAAUAUUGAUUGGACUUGACAGAAAGCUUAGUAAAUACAACAUU